ACUUGAGCAACGUAGUGGGACGACGUUUAGAAGGCAGCCAUCUUACAAUCCCUAAUCAAAGAUCUUUGGCUAGCGGGUUUCGUUGUCUGGUUUUCAGCCAGUUAAUAUCAACACACAGUCCAUCAAAUGGCUUUAAAACGAAUUAACAAGGAACUUCAGGAUCUUGGAAGGGAUCCACCUGCACAAUGCUCCGCUGGUCCUGUAGGAGAUGAUUUAUUCCACUGGCAGGCCACUAUUAUGGGACCACCUGACAGCCCCUACCAGGGAGGAGUAUUUUUCUUAACAAUUCACUUCCCAACAGACUAUCCAUUCAAACCCCCUAAGGUUGCUUUCACGACCAGAAUCUAUCACCCUAAUAUUAACAGUAAUGGAAGUAUUUGUUUGGAUAUACUGAGAUCGCAAUGGUCUCCAGCACUCACUAUUUCAAAGGUGUUACUGUCAAUAUGCUCUCUGCUGUGCGAUCCGAAUCCAGAUGACCCUCUGGUGCCAGAGAUAGCAAGGAUAUACAAAACUGACAGGGAGAAGUACAACGAAUUGGCACGCGAAUGGACGCGCAAGUAUGCCAUGUGAUGCGCCAAUCUCCGUUGACCUCAACAUCCAAACGCCACCUCUAUCAGCAAGCAACCCCAGCCUAAUGCCACUUACCGAUCAGCACCGAUUCAAUCUAGCUACGGCUUGUCCGAUCUUAAAGUUACGCCGCGACUCAGGCCCGUAGAACACUCAGGCCAGCCGUGAUCAAUCUGAUGUUCCCUCCGCCCUGGGUAGCCUGCGAAUUUUAAGACGACGCCACGAUGGCAAUUGAGGCAAUUUCAAAGGUGGUCACACAACAAUAUAUAUAUAUGAAUCAAGAAAAAAAACAUGUCCGCUUUGAUUUUCAUAAAUAAAAUGAAAUUAAAAUAUAGGAGAGUGAAAGUAGGAUUUGUAUUUGAACUUAAUAGUUUAAUUUCUAAUGAUUGUGCUUAUAAUAAUGUAAUAUUGUAUACCUACUUUCUCAGUAAAAAAAACAAGGAAAAGAAAUGGAACCUCGAACUGACAACACACCGAUUGUUAGUUUUAAACGUAACCGAGCGAGUUUUGCCCGUCCCAUAUGUGGGUCCGAUGCGGUCACUUUUUUUGUAAGACUGGGCUCUAUAUAAAUACUACUGAAACUAUACCUAUACAUUUUGUUUUGAUUAUUAAACAAUGACAAACAAGCAAACAGAAAGAAUCACCUUAUACUACUGCUACUACUAUUAGUACUACCGCUAUUACUACUAUUAUACUAUUACUAUUGUUACUAUUUGCCCGACAAAUUCUACGAGUAACUCAAAAUUAGCCGUCUGUGACUUGAUUCGUCGUCGGUGUGGAGUUAUUUAAAUUUAUCAUUUGAAUGUCUUAAUGGUUGCACGGCAAAUACAGGACUAUGGACACUUGCGGAGAUGGCAGUAUAACGAUUGUAGCGUGCGUAAGGGAACGAGGGGACAGUAGUACUACUUUAAAAUUAAAAUAAUUCGAACUGAACGCUCUCGUACGUGUACUCGAAAGCGUCUCUACCAUCUAAGUAUGCUAUGUAAUUUAUAAUAUCUCUCAUGCCGCCGGGACGCCACUUUGUGACGUCUACUUCGAAAUUCUCUUGAUAUUUCUGUCUUCGUGGUCCAACGUCAUAUUCGAUUAUGAAUGAAUACACUAAUGAUCUCGUGACGUCAGUAGAUCACGUCCACUGUUAUUAAUCAUUAUCGUGUUGUUUGUUGACAAACGACCGACGAUUUCUUCGUUGACCAUGUGAAAUAUUGUCUUGAGAAUUUUGAAAUUUGCUGAGUCUGUAUGUUAUAGCGUAGAGAAACGCGGUUUACGCGGCGCAGAGUGGACGGCAAUAUUUGGAACGAGGCGUGCGUCGCCACGCCACGUUUAGGCGAAAUGUAAGAGCAUGCGAAGGGAAUAAAAAAAAAUGAUAACGAUGAUCCAGAACAAGUUUAAACGAAGGGAAGGGAAGAGAUGGAAAAAAACGUGAAACUUAAAAGAAAAGUAAAAUUAUUACCUUCUUUGCGACGAUACCUCGAUGUACUACCAAUGUUAUUUGCGGCGUGCCUUUGCGAGUCAACAAUUUGCCGGUCCUCCAUUUUUAACGUUCACAUUAUUCACGUUCCUUUUACUAUUCUCUUCUUCUGGCUUAUCCGAAACUUCUCUCAUCUCUUGUAGGCGGAUCCUCCAGUUUUACUUUUCCUGCCCCUUUGUCUCUUCCUACUCGCUCCUUUCCCUCCUUUUCUUUUUUUAUUGUUUAGUUUUUUUUUUUGGUCUUGAAAAGUACCCCUUUCAUCCACAAUAUAACGAAGUAUUUAUGGUAUGUAAACGUCGCAGGUUUUCCGCAACAGGCAACAAGACACGAAGAUUAAAAUAGGAAUUAUAAUUUUAAUUAUUGUCAAAUAUUCUCAACAUUGUAUUUUACAAUAUAUUGUGGUUGUAAAGGA
This is a messenger RNA of Cephus cinctus (wheat stem sawfly), 2447 nucleotides long. RefSeq names its product ubiquitin-conjugating enzyme E2-17 kDa (gene eff). Gene Ontology annotation, cellular component: nucleus. Bases 127 to 570 code for a protein of 147 amino acids. Gene Ontology annotation, biological process: protein polyubiquitination; ubiquitin-dependent protein catabolic process. NCBI's taxonomy places the organism in Eukaryota, Metazoa, Arthropoda, Insecta, Hymenoptera, Cephidae. The record is from RefSeq and is a predicted model, not a curated record. Gene Ontology annotation, molecular function: ubiquitin conjugating enzyme activity. The transcript is spliced from 6 exons.